Macrobrachium nipponense is the source of this 5422-nucleotide messenger RNA. RefSeq names its product angiotensin-converting enzyme-like. The record is from RefSeq and is a predicted model, not a curated record. Lineage: Eukaryota; Metazoa; Arthropoda; Malacostraca; Decapoda; Palaemonidae. The transcript is spliced from 28 exons. Gene Ontology annotation, biological process: proteolysis. The coding region runs from base 45 to 4409 and encodes 1454 amino acids. Gene Ontology annotation, cellular component: plasma membrane. Gene Ontology annotation, molecular function: peptidyl-dipeptidase activity; metallopeptidase activity.
UUUACCUUUCUUCAGUCGCACAGGUGAUAGCCAAGUGUGCGGGCAUGAAGUCCUUUUGGCCCAGCCAAAAACUGACCCUGGCUCUGCUGGGGUCGCUCGUUCUAGCGAGUCUGGGGGCGGCGGGGCCACGAAAAUACAAGAUUCGUGAUGAACGCGAAGCAGAGGAAUUUAUGAAGGAACUGGACGUCAGAUAUUCCCAUGAGUGUAAUUUGGAGACGCUGGCGAGAUGGGACUACAUGGUCGACGUCGCGGACGAUGAUAAGGAAGCCGCGGCUAACAAGGCCGCAGUAAGGUACCUCGACUUCCAAGGGGAAGCCGCCGUCAACGCUUCCAAAUUCGACUACAGCGGAUUUGAAAGCGUCGACCUCUAUAGACGGUUUAGGUUCCUCUCGAAAAAGGGACCCGGAGCCCUCAGUGUCGAAGACCUGACUAAGUAUAAAAAUCACCAGUCCAAGAUGGAGAACAUUUACAGCACAGCGACCAUCUGCGACUACCACGACCCAACCAAGUGCGGACUCGCGUUGGAGCCAGAUAUUGAGCUCAUCAUGGCGAGCUCUGAGGACUGGGAGGAGCUUCGCUAUGUCUGGGACCAGUGGCGAGAAGUGAGCGGGAAGCUGAUGAGGGAAGAUUUCAUCCAGUUCGUAGAGCUUUCAAAUAAAGCGGCAGCUCUCGAUGGCUUCCACGAUACGAGUGACUACUGGCUGAACAGCUACACCGUCGAUGAGCGGGAAGCCGCUGCCUUCCAGAUCGCCAACCCUCUCACCCAGGAUCAGUUUCAGGCUAUGGCGGACCAAGUCUGGCAGAAGGUAUCGACAGAACUGUACAAAAAACUGCACUCUUGGGUCCGAUGGAAGAUGGCGGACGUCUACCCGGAGCACAUAGACCUGACAGGACCCCUGCCUGCCAAUAUUCUCGGUAACAUGUGGGGUCAAGACUGGGUCAACAUCGCCCACCGCGUGAUGCCCUUCCCCGAGUUUCCCACCUACGACGUCAGCGAAAGCAUGGUGGAGAAUGGGUGGGACAUUCAGCAGAUCUUCGAAUCGGCCGAGGACUUCUUCGAGAGCAUCGGUUUAUUCCCGAUGACCCAGACAUUCUGGGACAAGAGCGUCGUCAACCAGACUGAGUGGGGUAGAGUCAUGAUGUGUCACGCUUCUGCCGAGGACUUCUGUCUGGGACCAGAGGGAGACGACUACAGGAUCAAAAUGUGCACCGAGGUCAACAUGGAAGACCUCGUGACCGUCCACCACGAAAUGGGUCACAUUGAAUACUUUAUGGCAUACAAGAACCUACCACACGUGUUCAGAGACUCUGCUAACCCAGGCAUCCACGAAGCCAUUGGGGACCUGAUUGCGCUGUCUGUGUCCACGCCCAGCCAUCUAGAGAAUGUGCUCCACCUAAUGCCAGGGGAAGGGGUUCGGUCAGGGACAUCGCCCGCCUCGGAAUACUCCGACGAUGAAAAGAGGGAUCUUAACUUCCUCAUGAGAAUGGCUCUCGAGAAGAUCGCUUUCCUCCCCUUUGGCUACCUGAUCGACAAGUUCCGCUGGGGCGUCUUCGAAGGGUCCGUCCCCACAGAUCAGAUGAAUGCCGCCUGGUGGCAACUGCGGGAGGAACUGCAGGGCGUCACUCCUCCAGGAGGCUCCAGGGGAGAAGAGUUUUUCGACGCAGGCGCGAAAUUCCACGUCCCCGCUAAUGUUCCAUACAUCAGGUACUUCGUCAGUUUCAUCACGCAGUUCCAGUUUCACGCUCACCUGUGCCAGGUGGCAGGACACCAAGGGCCCCUGCAUACCUGUGACAUCUACAACAACAGAGAUGCUGGCUCUGUGCUCAGGAACGCACUCGAGCGUGGGUUCUCCGAGCCUUGGCCGGUCGUCUUAAAGGAUCUCGGUGGAUCUCCAGACAUGGAUCCACAGGCCAUCAUCUCUUACUUUGAUCCUUUGAUCCAGUUCUUGGACAACGAGCUAGCCAAAGCUGGGCAGUGCAUUGGCUGGGGAGAGGAAUGUGUGAAAUCUAGCGUGGCAGCGUCAGGCAGUGCAGGAGUGCUUGCUUUGGAGGAAACCGAUUCAUCACUCACCUCUGAGCAGAGCACCUCUGUGACGAGCACUUCUGAGCAAAGUACCUCUGCAUCAGCCACCUCUGAGCAGAGCACUUCUGAGCAAAGUACCUUUGAAUCAACUACCGUGCAGAGCACCUCUGAGCACAGCACUUCUGAGCAAAGUACCUCUGCAUCAGCCACCUCUGAGCAGAGCACAUCUGAGCAAAGUACCUCUGCAUCAACCCCCUCCAUGCAGAGCACCACUGUAACAGCACCACCUUCCUCGCCUGUGACAGAACUCACGACCGAGCCUGUGACUGAUAAUCCUGCUAGUGAAGACGACGCCAAGAAGAGACUGGAGGAAAUGGAUAAUGCUAUGACCAUUCAUGUUCAAGAUUCUGCAUUGGCAGACUGGAACUACGAAACCAGCAUGACGGAAGAAAGCAAAAAUGCUUCGAUCGAAGCGUGGACGGACGUGAAGAACAACUUCCACGAUUUCCACGAAAAAACCAUCGACUACUUCACGUACGAAGGCUUCUCGGAGGGCGUAAAGCGACAGUUCGAACUCCAGAGAAUCUUGGAGUGGCCGCCCUCCCAAGGACGACCUUCAAAAUGUGAAUACUACUGCGGUUCUGCUCAGUUUCUCGUACCAUUGACUGACAUUGUGUCCCACAUGGUGUCUACAUUGGGCAAGAAGGUCUGCCCCGUCAGCAAUUCCGAAUGUGACGCCGAAAAGGAAGGGAUGGGAAUAUACGAAUUGGAAGCUAAGAUGACAAACGUCACGGAGUCCUAUGAUAACCUCAAGUACUACUGGCUGGAGUGGCGAAAGGUCAGUAAAGAACUCCUGCAGGACUACAAGGAAUACGUCGAGCUGGAGAAUAAGGCGGCCAAGCUGAAUGGAUUCAAUGACACUGGGCGCCUGUGGAUCGACCCCUACACCGAUGCAGAAUACACGGGUGACGAUUUUCUAUCGGAGGUUGCUGCUCUCUGGAACCAGACGAAGCCUUUCUAUGUCAACCUGAGGGCCUACGUCUUCCACAAACUCAAAGAGAAAUAUGGCGACGACAUCACGACGGACGAUCUCAUUCCUGCACAUAUUUUGGGUGACAUGUACGGCGAAAACUGGGAGAGCCUGUACGACCUUGUGGCACCCCACAACGACACACAUCUCCCCGACAUCAGCGACGUCCUCGAUGAGAAGCUGGGCACUGUGACUGACAUGACGAAACAGGUGGAAGAAUUCUUCAAUACGAUGAAUCUGUGUAUCACCAAAGCUGAUUUUCUGAAAUUCCCCUCAACUCUCCCCAGAAUCAAGAUGUGCGCCGCCAAAACUCAGGAUGAUUUCAUUACGUUGCACCACGAGAUGGCGCACAUAGAGUAUAUGAUGGCCUACAGCAGCAAUGGUAAAGAAGUCAUGCCCAUCGUUUUCAGGGACGGAGCCAAUCCUGCAUUCCAUGAAGCUGUGGGCAGUGCUAUUGGCCUAUCUGCAAGAAAUCCAGCGUACCUCCAAGAAGUCGAAGACAAGCUCAAGCAAGAGAAAGAGUUUACAAUCCGCAGCGAUGCAUUAGACGAAAAGUUGAUCCUGAAUCACCUAAUGAAAGUGGCCCUGGCGAAGAUCCCUGUUCUGCCAUACGCAUACAUACUGGAUUCUUGGCGAUGGGAAACUUUCAGCGACGAUACCAUGACGGAAUACAACAAGAGAUGGUGGGAGCUGAGAAUAGCUGAGGAAGGCAUAGCUCCACCAACGAAGAGGUUCCCAAAGUCUGAGUUCGAUGCGGGCUCGAAGUUCGAUGUUGCAGUUUCCAUACCUUACAUCUGGCGCUUUGUGGCUCAGGUGCUUCAGUUCCAGAUCCACCACAAGUUGGGUGAGAAGUGCAGUUGCCCCGAUGACAUCAACUGUCGAAUCUGGGAGUGCCCAGAUGCUGGCAGUAACCUCACGACACUGAUGUCUCGAGGAAGAUCCGUCAGAUGGCAGACUGCUCUGAACGACUUCCUGGGCAGUGAGAUUGGCCUGAACUCGGAAGCGCUGGAGAACUUCUUCAAGCCGCUGGACGAUUUCCUCACGAAGUACAUCACAGACCACGAAAUCGAUGUCACCUGGGACCCCGACCAGAUCAACAAAUACAUGGACAAAGAGCGUGAGGAGAUUUCUGCGACUGUUCCGAUCGUCGUGGGCGUCGUUCUGGCGUGCAUGGUCGUCGUCGUCAUUAUCGCCUACUUCGUGGGUCAAAAGAAACAGAAGAAGAAGCUGAAAGCGAUGGAGAGCCAGGUGGAGUCGGGGGGACAUACGAACAUGGAGAUGCAGCAGUCGAAGAAGGAAGAAUCUUCGGACAGUGAGGAGGAGAAGGAGAAAGAGACAGUGGAUGAGAGAUUUUAAAGAGACGGGGAGAAAGGUAUAAUAUUGUACUGGGAAAACUUGGGGAGGAAUAUGUCAUUAUAAAUGUUAGAUUUCUCCUGAGGAGCUCGACUUGCCGGUGUCUCUCCUCCUGAAGGGAGGUAUUAGUCAGAAAGUUUCUCUCCCAUCUUGAGUCCUGUUUCUUAAUCCAAAGUUGAGGUUUGUGAUAUGAAUGGAGUUUUUUAUCUUUUUUUUUAUUUUAUUUCUUAGCGAGUGUACUGCACUCGUUUUUGGAAUAUCACCCUGACUCUGAAGAUAAGGGGAGUUCAUUUCUCAAUGUCCAUUAGAUUCUCAUUGACUCCAUUUCAUCUGGACCAAAUGUCGAAAGCGACAGGGUGCUUUCGGUCGGAUUUUGAGGUAGAAUUCAGUGUUUGUUUCAUCUGCUCUCGGAAAUGCUGCGCUCCUCGACAGUCUUUCUCUCAAGUCUCCGUUUUCUUUCACUUUCUUUCACUUAUGCUUGAACGUGUUGAUGCUCUUCAGAUAUCUUUAGAUACUCAUUAAACUCUGUUUCACCUGUCUGUUUUGCUAUAUUAUACACUGUACCAUAAGAAAGUAACUAGGAUUUGUUGCUGCGCAUUAUAGCUCUAAAGCUACUCAGAGUUCUUAAUUAGUUCAAGUUUAUGUUACCGUGUUUGCUCAGACACUUGUCUGAGAAUUCCUUUCCUUGGGACUUUUUUUUUUUUUUUUUUCCCUUAUCUACGCUUUUCAAUAUGUAAUUCACCCACCCACCCUCCCUCAACCAGUACCUCGUUCCCAUCAAGGUACUUCUGAAUGACGCAUAAUUUUAAACCAUAGAUUGUGUCCCAUCGUAAUGUAUCCGAUCGUGUGUGUACUUUAUGUAUAUUGAACAUCAGUGUGUUGCAUGUAAGGUCAGUUUUGUGUACGUCUCAGUGUAUUGAUUGUAUAUCUAAGUUUGAACAUUUUCCAACAACAUCUUAAGUUAGUUCGAGAUGAGAGAGUAUUUAUGUUAUAAAUAUACUGUUUCUCCAAAUUAA